Molecule: messenger RNA, 3856 nt
Organism: Ictalurus furcatus (blue catfish)
Lineage: Eukaryota; Metazoa; Chordata; Actinopteri; Siluriformes; Ictaluridae
Gene: creb3l2
Product: cAMP responsive element binding protein 3-like 2
Exons: 12
Coding region: 284-1900 (538 amino acids)
Biological process (GO): regulation of transcription by RNA polymerase II
Molecular function (GO): cAMP response element binding; DNA-binding transcription factor activity, RNA polymerase II-specific
Source: RefSeq, a predicted model, not a curated record
GCCCCCAAAAUUCCUGUGUGUCUGAGGAGAGGCGUAGUUACUUAAAGAAACGAGGAAAGUCGAGCUACCUGUUCACUAGACGCUAAACCAGUGCCAGAAGAUAAUUAUUUGCAACUCUGAAUUAUUAUAUUUUCGACUUUACGAGCGAAAGAGUGACCUUUAUUGGCUAAAUCAGCGUCCACUCAGGCUGUGUGGUGAAGUUUGUACUGACAGGAAGGCUCUCUCACACACACACACACACAAACACAGAUUUUCUUCCUAAUCAUCCUGAUAAACACUCGGCAUGGAGAUACUGGACAGCAGUGAGCCGUUUUUACAGUGGGACCGGAAUCUGAGCGAGCUGUCCGAGUCAGCAGAUAACGACAAUGUCCUGUACAGCACACACUUCACUGAUCUCCUGGAUGACUUGUCUCAGGAGGCCUUGCUUGGCCAGCUGCUGAGCGACCCCUUCCUGUCAGGGAGCAGCGAAAUGAUGGACGUGGAGGAGGAGCUGAGCCCGGCCUCUCCCCCGCCUCCUCACAUCCAAGCCGAGCACAGUUACUCGCUGAGCGGAGACUCACGGCCCCAGUCGCCCCUCUCACACCUGACCACUGAGAAAACCAGCAGCGAGCCUGGAGAGUCAGACAGCGAGGACUGGCCUGUGGGGCAGGAGGAGGAGAUGGAGGAGGAGGAGGAGGAGCAGUUAAACCUGAAGAUGGAGCCUCUGCUCUGUGAUUCUCCAGCUCUGCUGCCUACACUGACGCUCACCCUCACAGUUGAACCAGCGCCCACCGCCUCCCUCUCGCACACCACACAGCUCACCACGCAGAUAAAGGAGGACGAGAGCUACAACCCGCAGGUUAAACUGGAGCCACAUGAGGUGGAUCAGUUCCUGAACCUCUCCCCUAAAGAGCUUGAGGCUUUGCAGAUGCCCCCGACUCCUCCCAGCUCCCACGGCAGUGACACAGAGGGCAGUCAGAGCCCUGUGCACCCCUGCACUCCUGCCAGCCCCACACAGAACCCAGCUGUCCUCAAGGUGGCGCAGCGCACGACCGCCUCGCUGCCUAACACACUGUCCAACUCACCCCUGCUUACCGCCCCACAUAAGCUGCAGGGCUCCGGGCCCCUCCUGCUGACAGAAGAGGAGAGACGCACUCUGAUCGCAGAGGGAUACCCCGUUCCUACUAAGCUGCCUCUGUCCAAAUCUGAGGAGAAGGCCCUGAAAAAGAUCCGCAGGAAAAUCAAGAAUAAGAUUUCUGCUCAGGAAAGUCGCAGGAAGAAGAAAGAAUACAUGGAUGCCCUCGAGAAAAAGGUGGAGACGUGUUCCAGUGAGAACAGUGAGCUGCGCAGGAAAGUGGAGAACCUUGAAAGUACCAACAAGUCUUUGCUGCAGCAGCUGCAAUCCCUGCAGGCCAUGGUGACCGGAAAGGUCCCUCGCUCGUGCAAAAUGGCCAGCACUCAGACCUCCACAUGCCUCAUGGCGCUGGUCCUGUGUUUCGCUGUGUUCCUGGGUAGCUUCUACCAAGGCCUGAGCCCCUGCUCAUCUGUCACGAAGACUGAUCUAUCCAGAGAGCUCACCAUGCAGGAGUCUUACACUACUACAGUGAAGUCCAGAAGCCUGCUAGCCGUUGAGGAGCACGGUGUAGGUGACGAACCCCGCCGCUCCGGGCUAGGCGGAAAAUAUCCAGAGUGGGACACACAGACUAUCGACAUGGCGAUGUGGCGCCUCGAGCAGCAGCGCAGACUCAAACAGGCCACGCCUCAAACUCCAGAACCCAGCCCACCUUUCAUUCAGAACAACGGCACAAACACACAAAAAGCCCUUCUCAUUGACCUGCACCCACACAGGUCAGUGGAGUCACAAUCCAAUGAAAGCCCAAAAGUCAUUGAGCUGGAGAGAACAGUGAACGAGCCGUCGUGAGGAUGGCUGGUCCUCCUCGAGCUCACCUCCACCUUAAGGGCAGGAGGAGACGCGCGCACACACCCGUUCUGUAUUUAUAGACCUCCUUUAAGUAUUGUUCCUCUCACCAUUUUCUUUUUUUUUUUUUUUAUGAAAAAAAAAUUAAAAUAGAAAAAAAAAGGAAUAUUAUAUCAUUCCACCAUUAUAUAUUAAAUUUUGAUACUAUAUUUUAAAGCUUUUUUCCCCAUGUGUUCCUCUUUUGUGUAAAGUACAUAUGUUCCGAUCAUUGAAUUUGGAAAAAAAUGGUGUCCUUCUGUUCUUUGGUCUGACGUUGUACACCCCUGGGCCUGUAUUUAUAAAAAAGAAUAUUCAUGUUUUCACUCUCCCUCAGACUCGAGCUAUUCUAAAAACCUAAUCGGAAACGCGAGAACUUCGAAACACGUCAACAAUGUUAAACAUCUAAAAAGGUCUAAUAUUUGGGUGUUAGGGUUAUUACAUCAACUCAUACCGAUCAAUAACCGUAGUUCCUUCGUAUCACAUGACGGUUUGUUUGUUUAAACAUGUGCUUAUUUUAUUUGUUCGCAGUGUACAGUGUUACAGGAUCCUGUGUAAUAGUGUUGGGUUAAGGUUAAACUGAGUGUGUCAAACACAACUUCGUAACAAAUCAAAGUUUUUCUGUUAUAGGCGAGCAGGGAGCGACUAGUACCAUUUAUUCUUGGCUAUAACCGUGGUGCACUUGUCAUUUGGCAGAAUUGAGUUCUCUUCAACUGGCACAGAACCAUGUGUAUGCUAAACAUAAUCCAGGCUGGUCAAGUGUUUACAUUUGCUGAGGUGUGUUAAUGUACACACGUUGUACAGUUUUUUUUACUUUGAUCCAUGGUAGAUGGAGCACUCCCAGCAUUGGAACCUUUCUCUGUUCAGCUCAGGUGUAAUAGGCAAUAUUUUUGAAUUUCUGGCUAGGAGAAAUAAUGUGGAAAUUAUAUACAUAAAAUCAUACUUAUAGUAUAAUGUAGCCUCCAAUGCCCAUUCACUUCCUCUUAAAUCAUUAAUAGGACAAUUUUAUGUUCAAAUAUCAUGAGUUGUAAGUUGGCUUUCAAGCAGUUGAAUGUUGAACAAUGUCAUGACAGUCCUUGCUAAUGCUUACUCAAGUUGAACCAGCAAAAGUUUUGGUGGUGGAGCUUGGUGUACAUGGGUGGAAAUGGGGGUGGGCUCAGUGUUAAAAAUAUAUAUAUAAAUGUAUAUCUUUUUCACAAAUCUUGCCUAAUGCACCUUUAAUGAUGGAGUCAGACAUUUUCUUAAAAAAAAAAAAAAAAAGACGAGACCACGUUUUGUAAUAAUUGGAACACAUUGUCACACACGGUCAAUAUUCUCCUCAAAUUACACCACUACCACCAAAAUAUAUGCAUAAACUGCAGCCUGUUUGGUGUCCCAGACUCUGUGGAAAAACAAAUUAUGUGGACCAGCAUCCAACCAGUCAGGACAGCAAGGUGUCGCUGCUCAUUCAGAAUGCUACUCCUGUUGGUCAAUAUGGCUGAGGAAAAAAAAACCAAAUUUGGAUUUUGAGUUUUUGAAAUUUUUCUUGUAUUCUGAUGAACAAGAGGCAUAACUCAUCAUCUUUGUUGUUUGGAGAAUCAGUUGUGCGUUAAAUAAUGAUGAUUUGUAAACGUUUUGUUCUGUUUAUUAGGUAAGAGGGAGAGUGAGAGCUCUAAUGUAAUUGUACUUAAAGAGGUUUUCAUGGAGGAUUACAGGUGGACCAGUGAAAACUGAUCACAAAUAGAUGUUAGCAAUGCAGUGGGGGAAAUAAGUAUUGGACGCGUCAACAUUUUUUUUCAGUAAAUAUAUUUCCAAUGAGGUUAUUCACAUGAACUUUUCACCAGACAUCAGUAUUAACUCAAGAAAUCUAGAAAUAUAAAGAAUUCACAACAUUAAAGUCCAUAAAUGAAGUUAUGUGUAAUAAAGUGGAAUGACACGGGGGGG